CACUAGCGUCACAGCGCACACACAUUCUCCUUCGCCCGUAUUCAACAUGGCGGCCAAACUAGAGAUCAAGCAAGACCCGGAUCGUGCUGAUAGCUACCGUGUAGCUGUAACUCCAGAUGCACCAAGUCAGCAAAAAUCCCCAAAGAAGAAAAAGAAGGGUAAAAAAGACUUAGAGGAACUCAAACAAGAAAUUGAAAUUGAUGAUCACAAAAUACCUUUUGAUGAAUUGUAUGCAAGAUACCAAACAAAUCCCAAUACGGGUCUUACAACAGCACAAGCAAAAGAGUUUUUAGCAAGAGAUGGACCUAAUGCAUUGACACCCCCAAAGAAAACCCCCGAAUGGGUAAAAUUUUGUGCCAGCUUAUUCGGUGGUUUCUCAACAUUACUCUGGAUUGGAUCAAUUCUUUGUUUUUUUGCAUAUAGUAUUCAAGUUGGAACGGAGGAAGAACCGCCAAAUGAUAACCUCUAUCUCGGUAUUGUAUUGGCCGCUGUGGUCAUAAUUACGGGAUGUUUCUCGUACUACCAAGAGUCAAAGAGUUCUAGGAUUAUGGACAGUUUUAAAGACAUGGUUCCUCAGGAAGCAUUGGUGAUCAGAAGCGGUGAAUGGCUCACAAUAAAUGCAGAAAAAAUUGUUGUUGGGGACAUAGUUGAAGUAAAAGGUGGUGACACGAUACCAGCUGAUAUUCGUAUCAUUGAAUCUCGUAGUAUGAAGGUUGAUAACUCUUCGCUUACUGGAGAGUCUGAACCACAGUCAAGGUCGCCCGAGUUUACCAGUGACAAUCCCUUGGAAACUAGAAAUGUUUGCUUCUUCUCCACCAAUGCAGUAGAAGGUACUGGCCGUGGUAUUGUCAUUCAAACUGGUGACAAAACUGUGAUGGGACGUAUUGCAAACUUGGCUAGUGGUUUGGAAGUUGGCGACACUCCAAUUGCCAAAGAGAUUGCUCAUUUCAUUCACAUCAUCACCUCAGUCGCUGUGUUCUUGGGUGUCACUUUCUUCAUUCUGGCUAAGAUUUUGGGCUAUGGUUGGUUGCAAGCUGUUAUUUUCCUCAUUGGUAUCAUUGUUGCUAAUGUACCUGAAGGUCUCUUGGCUACUGUGACAGUGUGUUUGACUCUGACAGCUAAACGUAUGGCCAGUAAAAAUUGCCUGGUGAAGAACUUAGAAGCUGUGGAAACUCUUGGAAGUACCUCAACCAUCUGCUCUGAUAAAACUGGUACCUUGACCCAGAACCGAAUGACUGUCGCUCACAUGUGGUAUGAUAACCAAAUCGUUGAGGCUGACACAACAGAAGAUCAGUCAGGUAAUAACUCCGGGAAUAAUUCCGGUACCUCCCAUGACAGAAGCUCUGAUACGUGGAGAGCACUAGGUCGCAUAGCGGCACUCUGUAAUAGAGCUGAAUUCAAAGCUGGACAGGAAACUGUACCAAUAUUGAAAAGAGAAACAACUGGUGAUGCUUCAGAGUCGGCAUUGAUGAAGUGUGUUGAGUUAACAGUCGGUAAUGUCAAACAAAUGAGAGAAGACUACAAAAAAGUUGCAGAAAUUCCAUUCAAUUCAACCAAUAAAUAUCAGGUAUCAGUACAUGAACAGUCUGACCCAGAAGAUAAACGUUAUUUGCUUGUCAUGAAGGGAGCACCGGAACGUAUUCUAGAUCGUUGUACCACCGUUCUCAUGCAUGGUAAAGAAAUUCCCUUAGACGAUGAAAUCAAAGAAGCCUUCAACAAUGCCUACCUUGAACUUGGAGGACUUGGUGAGAGAGUGCUUGGUUUCUGUCAGUAUCUCCUGCCAGAAGAUGAGUUUCCACUUGGUUUUGAGUUCAAUGCUGAUGAUGUCAACUUUCCAUUAGAUGGUCUCUGCUUUGUAGGACUGAUGUCUAUGAUUGACCCCCCUCGUGCUGCUGUUCCCGACGCCGUUGGUAAAUGCCGAAGUGCUGGAAUUAAGGUCAUCAUGGUUACAGGGGAUCAUCCAAUCACAGCCAAAGCUAUUGCUAAAGGAGUAGGUAUUAUCUCUGAAGGUAACGAAACGGUAGAAGACAUUGCAGCUCGUCUUAAUAUCCCGGUAUCCGAAGUCAAUCCUAGAGAUGCCAAGGCAUGCGUUGUUCAUGGUGCCGAACUGAAAGACUUGACCAGAGAUCAGCUUGAUGAUGUUUUGCAAUAUCAUACAGAGAUCGUGUUUGCUCGUACUUCGCCACAGCAGAAGUUGAUCAUUGUUGAAGGAUGCCAGCGACUUGGAGCCAUUGUGGCUGUAACUGGUGAUGGUGUCAAUGAUUCUCCAGCUUUGAAGAAGGCAGAUAUUGGUGUUGCCAUGGGAAUAGCUGGUAGUGAUGUGAGUAAACAAGCUGCUGACAUGAUUCUCUUAGAUGAUAACUUUGCCUCUAUUGUAACUGGUGUUGAGGAAGGUCGGUUGAUUUUUGACAAUUUGAAGAAAUCCAUCGCAUACACACUGACAAGUAACAUCCCCGAGAUUACACCCUUCUUAAUGUUCAUUCUUUUGGACAUACCACUUCCACUUGGUACUGUGACUAUUCUGUGUAUUGAUUUAGGUACUGAUCUGGUUCCUGCCAUCUCCCUUGCGUACGAAGAAGCUGAAAGUGACAUCAUGAAGCGUAAGCCUCGUGAUCCUAAAGGAGACAAACUUGUAAACCAGCGUUUAAUUAGUAUGUCAUAUGGACAGAUUGGUAUGAUUCAAGCUAGUGGUGGCUUCUUUACCUACUUUGUCAUCAUGACAGAAAAUGGAUUUCUGCCAUCGCGUCUCUUUGGUAUCCGUGCCGACUGGGAUGAUAGGGAGCAGAAUAGUUUACAUGAUGCUUAUGGCUCUGAAUGGACUUAUGAUCAACGUAAAAUAUUGGAGUACACCUGCCAUACUGCUUUCUUCACAAGUAUUGUCAUAGUGCAGUGGGCUGAUGUGAUCAUUUGCAAGACCCGUAGGAAUUCCAUUAUACAUCAAGGCAUGAAGAACCACAUGUUGAAUUUUGGAUUGUUCUUUGAGACUGCUUUGGCAGUGUUCCUUUCCUACUGCCCUGGUAUGGAUGUAGCUCUACGUAUGUACCCUCUGAAAUUCUUGUGGUGGCUGUGUCCCAUUCCAUUUAGUAUUCUCAUUUUUGUAUAUGACGAAUGUCGUCGCUACAUUCUUAGACGUAACCCUGGAGGCUUUGUAGAACGAGAAACAUACUACUAAUUCAAAAGACGUCCUGCAGAACAUUCCAACGAAGCUCGCACUCAAAUUACUCCGAUCUUGUUACUAACAUCAUCUAUCAGUUAUCGCAGGAGGAAUUUCAGUGUGAUUGAAAGGCCGCAAACCAUACAAAGAUUUUGAGUGUCUGCAGGGCUCAUUUCCCAUUGUGCCCUCUUCGUCCUUCACUUUAUGACUGCAAUGGAUUCAUCCUAAUAACGAAGAAAUUUACAUACCAUCUUGAAUCUUUCUGAGUGAAAUGGGCAUUGUAAGGGUUUUUUAUUCAUAUGCAAAUGUAGUUUACUUGUACAAUGACGUUGACUGGGGGGGGGGGGCAUUUGGAAACUUGACCAGCUCCUUAAAAAAUGUGAAUGAAAUGUUUUAAUUUUUUUUUUCAUACGGUCCAUUGAUUGACAUUGGGUUAUUUGAAUUAGUUGCCAUGGCAAUGUUAAUUUGUCGCCAUGGCAGCAGAAUAUUUUGAUUGCUAAUUUGUAACUUAUUACUGACCCAUGUCUCUGUAUAUUUUUUUUUUUUUAAGUAGAGAAAAAAAAGUAAAGUUAUAAUAACAAAUCUUAAUUGCCUCCACAUACACCCAUCAGUUGUAUGCUCUGAUUACGCUUUGUAGUUUUGCAAGAGUCUCUUCUUAUUACUUGCUAGGACCCAACAAGCUGUUGAAUUAUGCACUAAUUUCUUUGAAACAAAUAAAUGGUUUUACCAAUUUGCUUCAGAACUGAAAAUAUUGUAAAAAAUGAAGUAUAUAUUACUCUCGGCAUCUUGCAAUGUGGUAAGCUUUGUGCACAGUGUCAAGACGUGUAACAGUACUCUAUCGGAGUUUUUAACUUUACUUAGGUUGCAAUUUAUAAUCAUAAUAACAAAUGACAUUACUUUAAUUUUUUUUAGCACAACCAGUUUGUAACAAAUUAACAGAUUUUAUUGUUGCAUAAGCAUACAUUGUAACUAUUCUAUUAAUGGCUGAAUGUAUCCGUCUCUGUGACGAAUCUGAAACUACGCUUUCGAAAAUACUUUCAGGGACUUUCUCAUGGUAGAUUUACCGCUUCCACUUACCCGAUUUGACCCCUAGUUUGGCUUCCUGUUAUAUCACUGCUUUUCUACCAGUCGACUAAAUAUAUAUGGCGCUAAAUUCUUUCAUGCACCUUUGUUUGACUGAUUGCAGCCUGUAUACUGCGACAAUGUUUUGUAUAUAGCAUUUACUUAAUUAUGUAACAGCACAAAAACAUUGUUGAGUUCAUUUACUGCAAAAUAUACAGUUCUGCAUUAUUAGAACCAAGUUUUUGCCCCAGCUUUUGUGCAUGGCUAUGAUGACGUAAUACAGUUGCCCACCAACUGUAUUAUGCUGCUUGCAUUGUUGUAUAGUCGGCUUGGGAAUGGUCCCCUUGCAGCGAGUUUGAGAUACACGUGGGUACAUUCAGUCAUUUUCACCAAUGUAAAUAAAUGAGCUGACCUUGUCAAGUUGUACAUCAUUAUUUUGCUUUUGAACUUUUUAUUUUUUUUCCCAGCAGUUUUAGAUGUCUGCUUUAUGCAAAUUAUAGAAAUCUGCUUUUUGAAAUUAAAAAAGAAAAUGAGAAAAAAAAUAUAAAGAAAUAAUUGAAGGUUUACUAAAGCAAUAUUAAUCACAGUGACAUUUUGUUUGUUAGAGCCAGUUAAGAUUUCGUUUGUACAUGUCUGUAAGCUGAUAAAAACGUGCCAUAUUUUAAGGAAAGUAUCUUUUCAUUUUUGUGGUUCAUAGAGAUUGCCAACGAAGCUAAAAAUGUUUUUCACAUUUUCAGUAACUUAGGUGGUCCAGUCAUGUGAUCAGCAGCAAUUCUGUUGACUUGAGUGGUUUGAUAGUGUACUCCAUCUUUUCUGGCUCUUGCAAAUACUGAUAUUCAGGGGUUGACCAUUCAAGAUUAUUGGGGGGUGGCUGAAAGAUUUGUUAAAAAAAAAAAUGCACUUGCGAGCCUGACGCAGAAAGAGAUUGCAUGCACAAAGUGUUGCAGGAUUCAAAACAAUUUAAAUAUUCGAACAAGAAACUGCAAAACAAAUAUUUCGCAAGUCGCUCUUUCAGUCCACCACCCAUGAUUUAAAAUGUUUGACCCUUUAGUUCAUUGUAUGUAUCAUUUUCACCAGAUGGACACGAUUUCUCAUGUAUAUUGUAAAAUUAAUAAUCAAAUUAAAGAUAUAUAGGAUGUUCACAAACUUUUUGAUGAUUUUAAUGUUUUGCAGAGUUCCUUGGGUUUAGUCUGUUAUGUUGGUAUUCGCCAUGGUGUGAUUAAAUAACUAGAUCUUUCAUGUGAGAAACAAAUUAUAGCAGAUUUUAAUAAAAUGUAAACAAAUUAAGUGAUUUGGUGUACAAAGCCCGGUUUGAGUGAGUCUAGGUUGGAAUAUAUUCAGUAAAAUGGUGUCUGUGGCUGCCUUUUCGUGUCCUGUUUUUAAAAUAAGUUUUAUUUCUGAUAUGCCCUUCGGCCAGUUACUGUACUUUUAUUUUUAAUUUCAAUCAAAAUUAAUGUGCCGGUGUAGAUUCGGGUAUGUUGAGUGGCGUAGUCAUGUGGGCAGUCUGCCACGAAUUUUCUUUGGUAACUUAGGUGGCUUUAUAGUAGAAAUACUUGUUCGGCUAUCCUUUAUGUUUUGAGAUUCUCUUUUUUAUUUAGACUAACAAGAAUAUUGAUCUCUGGUUUAUUAUUAGACAUGUAUUUUCAUUGAGUGAACAUCACAUUUUUAAUUUUAACUUUCCUUCAAAUAAAAUAGUUCAUCCCAAACAUUGAAGAAGCUCAUGGACCAUUCCAUUUAGGGAAUUGGGGGUAUACAAGCUAUAUUUUAGGUAAUUUGAGCUGAUUUGGUGUACGUUGCACUGUUUCUUGACGUGUAACAGUGUGGCCUGCAUGGUGCAAAAUAAAAUUAUUUCAGGAAGGUAUUUAAUUAUUUGUUUUUGUACAAUUAUUGGUAUUGUUUUAAGUCUCAUUUUUCUACCAUGAUUAUACUUGUGAAUUUCUGUGACUAGUAGGUACCGAAUGUUUUAUCUUGUGUUCCCAAUUGUCAAAUUUUUUCCUUGCAAUUAUACUGAAUAAAAACCUAGUUCACAACCA
Messenger RNA from Saccoglossus kowalevskii, 6249 nucleotides. RefSeq names its product sodium/potassium-transporting ATPase subunit alpha-3. Gene Ontology annotation, molecular function: P-type sodium:potassium-exchanging transporter activity; ATP hydrolysis activity; ATP binding. The record is from RefSeq and is a predicted model, not a curated record. Gene Ontology annotation, cellular component: plasma membrane. Gene Ontology annotation, biological process: sodium ion export across plasma membrane; potassium ion import across plasma membrane; intracellular potassium ion homeostasis. Lineage: Eukaryota; Metazoa; Hemichordata; Enteropneusta; Harrimaniidae.